Ochotona curzoniae (black-lipped pika) is the source of this 1480-nucleotide messenger RNA. RefSeq names its product serpin family I member 1 (gene SERPINI1). Bases 14 to 1243 code for a protein of 409 amino acids. Lineage: Eukaryota; Metazoa; Chordata; Mammalia; Lagomorpha; Ochotonidae. The transcript has 8 exons. Gene Ontology annotation, biological process: negative regulation of endopeptidase activity. The record is from RefSeq and is a predicted model, not a curated record. Gene Ontology annotation, molecular function: serine-type endopeptidase inhibitor activity.
AAACUGUAGCAGCAUGGCUGGCCUUGGACUCUUGUUGCUGGCUCUGCAGAUCGUGGCUGUGGAGGCUGCCUUCCCUGAUGAGGGCAUUGCCGAGCUGUCGGUGAAUAUGUACAACCACCUUCGAGCUACUGCAGAAGAUGAAAAUAUCCUCUUUUCCCCACUGAGCAUCGCCCUCGCAGUGGGCAUGAUGGAACUCGGCGCCCAGGGGUCUACCCUCAGAGAGAUCCGCCAUUCCAUGGGAUACGAGGGUCUAACUAAUGGUGAAGAAUUUUCUUUCUUGAAGGAUUUUUCUGACAUGACAACGGCUGAAGAGAGCCAGUAUAUGAUGAAAAUUGCCAAUUCUCUCUUUGUGCAAAAUGGAUUUUAUAUCAAUGAUGAGUUUUUGCAAAUGUUGAAAAAGUACUUUCAUGCAGAAGUGAAUCAUGUGGACUUUAGUCAAAAUAUAGCUGCAGCCAACCACAUCAAUAGAUGGGUGGAGAAUAACACCAAUAAUUUGUUGAAAGACGUGGUAUCCCCGAGAGAUUUUGAUGCUGGGACUCAUCUGGCCCUCAUCAAUGCUGUCUAUUUCAAGGGUAACUGGAAAUCACAGUUCAGACCUGAAAACACUAGAACCUUCUCCUUCACAAAAGAUGAUGAAACUGAAGUCCAAAUCCCAAUGAUGUAUCAACAAGGAGAAUUUUAUUAUGGGGAAUUCAGUGAUGGCUCCAAUGAGGCUGGUGGUAUCUACCAAGUCCUGGAAAUACCAUAUGAGGGAGACGAGAUAAGCAUGAUGUUGGUGCUGUCCAGGCAGGAAGUUCCACUGGCCACUUUGGAGCCUUUGGUCAAAGCACAGCUCAUUGAUGAGUGGGCAAGCUCCGUGAAGAAGCAGAAAGUGGAAGUCUACCUGCCCAGGUUCACAGUGGAACAAGGGGUUGAUAUGAAGGACAUUUUGAAAGCUCUUGGGAUAAACGAAGUUUUCAUCAAAAACGCAAAUUUGACAUCUCUGUCUGAUAAUAAAGAACUUUUCCUUUCCAAGGCAAUUCACAAAUCCUUCAUAGAGGUUAAUGAAGAAGGCUCGGAGGCUGCUGCCGCCUCAGGAAUGAUCGCCAUCAGCCGGAUGGCCGUGCUGUACCCCCAGGUGAUUGUGGACCAUCCAUUCUUCUUUCUGAUCAGAAACAGGAGAGCUGGCACCAUCCUGUUCAUGGGGCGAGUCAUGCACCCCGAAACAAUGAACACGAGUGGACACGACUUUGAGGAACUCUGAGUCAUUUCAUCCACACAGCAGGAAAGCAGUAACAAAGCACAUCCUGUCUGCAACUGGUAUACCCUUCGCAUUUGUGUUUAAUGGUGUAUCUUAUGAUAGUAUUUAAGAAACUCCAGAUAAAUAUAUAUAUAUAUGUAAAUUAUAAGCAACUUGCCAAGGAAUGUGGUCAGUAUUAUGGCAAUAGUCUUGUUAUGGGAUUGUAUUUGUUGUGCUGUUAUCACAAUAAAAGUACAUGUC